Messenger RNA from Fulvia fulva, 2091 nucleotides. RefSeq lists its product as uncharacterized. The coding region runs from base 1 to 2091 and encodes 696 amino acids. The transcript has 2 exons. Gene Ontology annotation, biological process: nucleoside triphosphate metabolic process. NCBI's taxonomy places the organism in Eukaryota, Fungi, Ascomycota, Dothideomycetes, Mycosphaerellales, Mycosphaerellaceae. Gene Ontology annotation, molecular function: ribonucleoside triphosphate phosphatase activity; nucleoside triphosphate diphosphatase activity. The record is from RefSeq and is a predicted model, not a curated record.
AUGACUUCGCGAGACAGCGGCUCGGACGACGGGCUGACGAGGACGUCUGGCGAAGUACGGCAACAUGAUCGAGAGACAAUCACAGCGGAAGAGGCAGAGCGAUUGUUGACUCCGAGCGAGAAACAGAGAGACCAACAUCAUCAAGAGCGCGACGGCGACUCGGACAAACGACGCAAACGGAGAAAGAGCGGAUGGCUAGGCGAGCGAGAUGGAGAGACUGCGGUGCUAUACAAGGUCGAGAGAGGAGGUGGUCGCUCAUCAAGUGCUGAGAGCAGUGCCAACUCGAGCGAAGUCGACAUACAGCACUUAGCUAAGACCGACGCAAAGCGCAAGUCCAAAGCGUCAUGGUAUGGGAAACUUGCUGCCAUUCAUAUUGUGAUUAUCGUUGCCUUUUUCGCUUUGCUUUUUGGUGCAUACAAAGCAUCACAUGCCGGCAGAGCCUCAAAAGGCAAAACGGACGCCAUGGCUCAAGUCUUGUCGAAUGGGACACAUCAAUUCGCACCUACGACAAUUCUGAUCUCCCUAGACGGCUUCAGAGCAGACUUCCUGCAUCGCAGUUUGACGCCGACUCUGUCUGGGUUCGUAAGAGAGGGCGUUUCUCCCAAGCACAUGCUCCCUUCGUUCCCAUCUUUGACCUUCCCGAACCACUUCACUCUAGUGACUGGCCAGUACCCAGAAGCGCACGGCAUCGUUGGUAACUCGUUCUGGGAUCCGAACAUGGCCAAGGAGUUCAAUUACACAGACCCCGAGAAGAGCAUGAAGCCGGAGUACUGGAAUGCCGAGCCACUCUGGUCAACAGUGGAAUCGCAAGAUCUCAAGUCUGCUAUCCACAUGUGGCCUGGGUCGGAGGCACAUAUCCUUCCGGAGCCAACUUAUGUCGAUAAUUUCAAUGCUGAUGAGCCCUUGGACAAUAAAGUCAGGCGCAUCCUCGGUUGGCUGGAUUUGCCAGGUCCGAAUGAUGUCGGCGCCUCGUUAGAACAGCCUCGGCCGCAAUUGAUCGCAGCAUACGUUCCAGACGUAGAUGCUGAUGGGCAUAUGUACGGCCCCAACUCAACGUACAUCAGGUCGACUAUUGCUGAGGUGGACGGUAUGCUUGGGUCGCUUUUCCAAGGCAUCACCGAACGCAAUUUGACCGACGUGGUCAACGUGGUCAUCGUGUCAGAUCAUGGGAUGGCGACGACAUCCAGCCACAGACUCAUCCAGCUGGAAGAUCUCAUCGACCCAGAGCUGAUCGAGCACACUGACGGCUGGCCGCUGUAUGGCUUGAGGCCAAAGGACCAGUCAGAAGAGCAGCUCAACAAGCUCUACAAAGAACUAGUCGAAAAGCAAAUGCUACCUCAGUACAGAGGCAACUUCGAAGUUUACCUCCGAGAUUACAACAUGCCAGCGCGAUACCACUUCAGCAACAACGACCGCAUCGCACCGCUAUGGAUCGUGCCCAAGACUGGCUGGGCAAUCGUCACCAAAACCGAGUUCAACAUCGAGGAAGCGCUCGCGCGAGACGAAGUCUACCAUCCUCGAGGCCUUCACGGCUACGACUUCGAAGACCCCCUAAUGCGAGCCAUCUUUGUCGCAAGAGGACCAGCCUUUCCCCACCCCCAAGGCAGCGAAGUCGAGCCUUUCCAGAAUGUCGAAGUGUACAACAUCGUAUGCGACUCGCUGGGCAUAGAGCCAAACCCCAACAAUGGCACACUUCGUCUCCCCUUCAUAACCGUCGGGCUGCACGACCUGACCGCUGUGCCUGACAUCCCAGACGAUUCCUUCGAAAUCGACCUAGACGCAGCGAUCCUACCUCCAAACCUCCCAGGCCUGGACAAAGUGCCUGAAGCGCCUAACAGACCGACGACGCCUAGCCGACCUUCUGAUGAAGAGGCUUCGACUCCACCGACGCAGCCGGAUAAUGCUUUUAACCCUGAGCCGAGUGUUGAGAGACCGGUGGUGCAGGAUGGGAAGGAUGGUGAGGAGGCGAAGAAGCAGUCUUGGCUGGAUUGGAUUAAUGCUGAGCUGGAUGGUGUGAAGGUGUGGGCGGGGAGUCUUUUUGGGUCUGGGAAGGGGGGUGAGGAGGGGGAGGGGGAGGAUGGUGCGAGAUGA